Eriocheir sinensis (Chinese mitten crab) is the source of this 1258-nucleotide messenger RNA. RefSeq names its product pro-resilin-like. The coding region runs from base 22 to 447 and encodes 141 amino acids. The transcript has 4 exons. The record is from RefSeq and is a predicted model, not a curated record. Gene Ontology annotation, cellular component: extracellular matrix. Lineage: Eukaryota; Metazoa; Arthropoda; Malacostraca; Decapoda; Varunidae.
UCCUUCACCUGAGAGAGCAUCAUGAUUAAGGUGUCCGCGUCGUACCUGCUACCCCUUCUACUGGCUGGAGUGGUCGUGUCCCUCCCCCAGUAUAGCUACCAGCCCCCCGCCACCCCCACCGGCCUCUACACCACCCCCACGCAGGCCCCCGUCCGCCGCCCCCUUCCACCACCACCGCCCCCCACCUCCCUCUACACCGCCCCCCAGGCCACCCAGCUUCGUCCUCAGGCUAGGCCAUCUCCCGGCCCGGCCAUGGAGGGUAUGCCGUACGACUUCCAGUACGGCGUGCAAGACCCUGAGAGCGGGAACGCCUUCAGUCACGUAGAGAACAGCGACGGACGGACGACCCAGGGGGAGUACCGCGUCCUCCUCCCCGACGGUCGUACCCAGGUGGUGACCUUCUACGACAACGGCGGGGGCUUCAACGCCGAUGUCACGUACGUCUAGAGUGACCCUUCGUGACCUCUGCCCAAAUCACGUGCCCCACCUUGACCUCCCGCCCCACCGCCAACUAGUUCCUAUUCUUCCUGCGCCUCUUCCGUCCAUCCUACGUUUAUUUUAUUCGUGGAUUUUCUUACCUGGAUCAAUCACACCUGUUCACCCCCCCCCGGAAUGCCCCCCACCUACCCCCCUCCCUCCGAUCUCUCCCAAAUGCAUCACCCCUCCCCUUCCCCCUCCAUCUGAUUCCUCUUCACCCCUUUCUCUUCGCCCCUCCCCUCGCCCCUUCCUCGCCCCGUUACGGUGACUCGGUGUUGAAGGCUGAAGAAGAACUACAAGAAGGGAGGGAAAGUGUCUCCUCCCCCUCCCCCCCUUCCACCCUCCCUUUGUACCCCUCCUUCCCCUCCGCCCUGGAUUCUCAGUUUCGCCGCCUCUUUUUCUUCGUUUUAAGUUAGAUGGAAGUGAAUUAUAAGUGUCAAUAAAAAACAGCAUGAAUGUCGAGGUUGUCUUUGUCCAUGAGUGUGUUUGUGUGGGUCACGAAUGAGGCUACUUUCACUCGGGGCCACUUAGCAGCGUUGCAGACGGAUUUGAGUGGUUGCCUCCGCCGCCUGUAGCGACCACAAAAAGUAGCUGCUUGCCACGAUACAUGGCAUUCAGUGGGAGCUUUCACACGUAGCUGCAGCAACGCCACUUUUUAGCGCGAAUGUAGCGCCGCUAGUGCCCGACUCAUUUUGUAACAUCGCUGUUGAGAAGCACUGUUAAUAUUGAGUCGGGCGUUAGCAAGGCCACCGACGCGCGUUAGCAGGGCCACCGACGACGU